This is a messenger RNA of Racocetra persica, 230 nucleotides long. Lineage: Eukaryota; Fungi; Glomeromycota; Glomeromycetes; Diversisporales; Gigasporaceae. The record is from the annotation of a GenBank genome assembly.
AUGCCCGGAGGAAACUUUAUAAGAAUGCAAGGAGCAGUAAAAGAAAGAAUAAACAAAACUACUUUUAAAGUUGAAUUGGAUAAUGGCAAGGUUAUUUUUGCUUACAAGGCUUCUAAGUUCAGAGUUCUGAAAGGUAAUGGCAAAGGCACUCGCAACCCCUCUAUUAUGGUAGGAGAUAAAGUAAAAAUAGACAUUCCAGAAAAAGAUUUAACCAAGGGAAUGGUGGUGGG